Scleropages formosus (Asian bonytongue) is the source of this 1950-nucleotide messenger RNA. It is a transcript of the gene tbc1d7, whose product is annotated as TBC1 domain family, member 7. The coding region runs from base 487 to 1371 and encodes 294 amino acids. Gene Ontology annotation, biological process: activation of GTPase activity; negative regulation of TOR signaling. The record is from RefSeq and is a predicted model, not a curated record. The transcript has 8 exons. Lineage: Eukaryota; Metazoa; Chordata; Actinopteri; Osteoglossiformes; Osteoglossidae. Gene Ontology annotation, molecular function: GTPase activator activity.
UCCAAGAGAUUCAAGCGAAACCGGAAUAGCCUGCAGCAGUGCCAUGAAAUAUAUUUUGUAUUGCCAUCCGUGAAGCUAUAAACAUUAUCUUGUAAACAUUAACAAAAUCAAAUGUAGGGAUUUUUUAAAUGUAUAAUAACCCGAAAUGUAUAAUUUUAAUACAUACAAAUCAGCACAAAUAAUUUACUCUUUUACGUCCCCUCUUGGCAAGUGUUGGAACCUGCAUUUCGUCAGGAGGACCGACACAUCCCCCCAAAAAACGAAGCAAAGGUUUAAUACGCCAAAACAACCGAUGUAUUUUUAACUUCUUGUCUCAUUAUACAAACAGACUAUGUUUCUGUUCGUGGUGUAUUUACGAGUGCUCCAUGUAAUGCCGUGACCGUACGGAGAAUUCCUGUGUAUCGGAGAGUUGGCGCUGUGGGCGUGAGGAGCUACGAGAAACCGAGGAUCUGCUGCGGCCUGCACCCUUCCGAGGCUGGCGAGACUAUGGCCGACGACCCGCUGAGGAACUUCCGCUCAGCCUACUAUGAGAAAGUGGGCUUUCGUGGAGUGGAGGAGAAGAAGUCCCUGGAGAUCCUCCUGAAGGAUGAUCCGCUGGAUGUUGAAAAGCUUUGCACGUUCACGCAGAGGUUUCCUCUUCCCUCCAUGUAUCGCAUCCAUGUGUGGAAGGUCCUCUUGGGUAUCUUGCCCCCUCACAGUGAAUCCCACAGCCUGGUGGCAGUAUACCGCAGGGAGCAGUACCAGGACAUAUUGGCGGCAUUACAAGCCAUGCGCUUUAUACGUGUCGGUAUGCCUCAAGUGGAGGUGCACUUACGCAUGUUCCAGCUGGAGGCGCAGGAGCUGCCCCGCUGCUCUGACCUCAUACCACCGGACAACGCCGAUGAGGAUUUCCUGGCCAUAGCUAAAUCCAUGGGAGAGAUAGUGGAGGACCCUGUGGAUUGCUACUGGCUCAUUAAGUGCUUCGUCAAUCAGUUCAACAACAAGUUCGGAGACUCUGUACCACACCUGCCCAAAAGCCUGGAGCACUACUUAAACAUGGAGGACAGCCGCUUGCUGGGCCACCUCAAGUCUUGCGGAGCCCUCAACAAGCUACCGUACAGCCUCUGGUUCCGCAGGUGCUUUUCCGGGUGCUUCCCAGAGUCCAGUCUGCAAAGGGUUUGGGACAAGGUGAUCAGCGGCUCCUGUAAGGUCCUUGUCUUCGUUGCUGUAGAGAUUCUGCUGAGCUACAAGAUUGUACUGAUAGGUCAGAGCCGACCAGAGGCCAUCGUGCAGUUUCUGAGCAACAUGCCUCAGGAAAACACAGAUGCCAUUGUGACCAAAGCCAUUGACCUGUGGCACAAGUACUGCGGCGCCCCAACGCACUCUGUGUGAGCGCACCACUGGAAGCUGCCAAUGCACCCCCUCAUGGUGUGUUUGGGAACUUUUUUCCCCCCUUUCUCCUGGGUGGAAACAUCUCUCUCCUUUUCCUUCUCUGCAAGUUUUUUUUUUUUUUUUUUUUUCCCCUUUUUCAAACUGCUAACUCCCCAGAAGGAAACAUUUCAUGUGGAACAGCUGUCUGGGUGCUGGACUCAGGUGGAUCUUCGCAGGGGUGGAGCUGUCAUGCUCAUCUGGCUUAGAGAACCUACAUACUGAGGCCACUUUAUGCAGUACAUCCGGUCUGCUGAUAUGCAUAGGCCUGCUCCUAUUGGGGCCAAGUAUAGCAUAUACAGACACACACACACACACCAUCUGCAUCACACAUGAGCUCUGACCCGUUUUGUUUCCUUCUGUUCAAAUACCGCCUGACCUGUAACAACCUGGGAUGUUGGUCAUGUGAUCUUGUGGAUCAAAGGUUUGUACCACAACCUUUAGCAUCACAUUCAUCACCAAAAUAAAGAUGGAAACCCAGUAAAAUGUUUACUUCUGUUUUGGAUGGAGGUGGGGGGUGCAGUAGUGCAGUGGGUGGGACCG